AUGCUGUUGUCCCGACGCCUCGACGAGGUGAACCCCCCGGCUUUCCUUUUGCAGGUCUUCACGCCUGGCCAGAUGGCGAUCUUCAUGGAAAUGCUGCAAGGGCAGGAGUACCCUCUAUAUGGGCAUCUCAUGCCAGGUCAUUUUGUUCGCGAUGGGCUGAGCCAAAGCACGCUUUUCCAACUAAUCGAUGCAGGAUCCGCUGCUGUUGCUGAGCAACAACAACACGUACAACUGCUGAAAGCAGACUUAGCCCGACUGGAACUGAAUCAAGAAACCAGAGUGGUGAGCUUUUACUUCCGUAGUCGACGAGCGGCUCAGCGUUGGAGUGGAAUGAUUUGCCCAUUUGAUGGAAAAGGACUUGAGUUGGUGGACUACAACGAACUCCGGUAUCAACGCCCGAACGCUGUCCUCCGACUCGACCACUUCCGGUUUUCACUAUUGCUGCUUCGUGGUAAGAUCUCGCCACUCGAAAUGUAUGAGCUCUUAACGAAAGAACUCAAACAGCAAGUGAAAUCAAUCAAACACCCGAAACUGAACGAGCCGGGGCGAGGACGAGAGACAUGGGAAGUUAUCAUCGAGGGACCAAUAUGCCCGCUGGUGCUCAGCAAGCACACGCGCAUUCACCUCCCGAAAACUCACCUAUUGAUUCACCUGAGCGAUGUACACAUUAAUUUGCCCUGUGUGAAGUGUAGUAGCAAGUGGCACUCCCAGAUGCGAUGCAACGCUCAGUCCGAAAAUUGCAAGCAGGCAGCAGAUCAACGCACGCUGAAGAUA
Molecule: messenger RNA, 774 nt
Organism: Phytophthora sojae
Lineage: Eukaryota; Oomycota; Peronosporomycetes; Peronosporales; Peronosporaceae
Exons: 1
Source: RefSeq, a predicted model, not a curated record